AUGUUCGAGCAAGUCUUCUUGACGGCGUCGACGCUGAGGUUGAAGACUAUACUCGUCAGUAUCCCAUUGCUCGCCGCAACCUCGUUAUUGGCAUGGAUCUUCUACACCCUGUUUCUUCACCCUCUGGCGAAGUACCCAGGUCCCCGCCUGGCGGCUAUCACGCGGCUGUGGUAUGUUCGCCAGCUUCAGAGGGGCAAAUUUCCAACGCAGAGCAGGGAGCUGCAUAAGACUUACGGACCGAUCGUUCGAAUCGCACCGGACGAAGUGAGCUUUAGUGACCCAAAGGCUGGGCUUGCGAUUUACAAUGUCAAGACGAAGUUUCCAAAGGACAAAUUCCAGACCGACUUCUACAGCACGUGGAGUCUGAAGAACUUCGAUACCAAUGAAGAGAAGAUAUUCAGCGAUGUCGACGAAGUACAUGCCGCAAACCGUCGAAAACUUCUGCUGCCAUCGUACUCCAUGUCCAGUGUGCUCGAGGCGGAGACGUCCAUCGAUCAGUACACUGAGCUUCUGCUGAAAAGAUUCAACGAGCUUGGUGAAAGGGAUGAAGAGUUGAAUCUGGUCUGGUGGCUGGAGAUGUACGCUUUGGAUGUCAUCGGCGACCUCUUCUACGGCCGCUCAUUCGGCCAUCUCGAAGCCGGUGGAGAUGCUCACGGCUGGCUAGCGUCUAUUGAGACUUUUCUCAUAUUCAUCACGAUUCAUGCUUCUUCGCCCCCCUAUCUGCGGCCGCUGCAUGAUCUAUGGCAAGCGCUCACGAACAAAGCGUUCAGGGGCUCAUUGGGGACCACCGUUGGCAUCCGUGACACGUCUAUCAAGAGGGCUGAAGAGAGACAAACUAUCAUAGACGAAGGAAAGUCAGCACCGAGGAAGGAUUUACUGGCGAAGUUCAUGGACUUGCAGAAGGAAAAGCAAAGGAGCGACUGGCAGCUUCCAGACAUUCAGCAGGAGGGUUUCGUUGCGCUAUUUGCUGACAGUGAUACCACCGCGAUAGCCAUGUCCUCCAUGUUACAUGGUAUAAUGGCCAAUGCAGACGUCAUGUCCAAGGUUCUGAAAGAACUACGCGAAGCUCUGUCAGACGGCACGAUCACACUUCCAGUGCGAUACUCAGACUCCAUCAAGCUGCCCUACAUGUCGGCUUGUAUCAAGGAAGGCUUCAGACUCCAUACCAGUACCGGUGUGACCAUGUCUCGAUUUGUGCCUCCUGGAGGAGCUGAGAUAGCUGGUGAACGGUUCCCGGCGGGCACGAGGGUGGGCUGUAAUAGUCAUGUCACGCACUUCGACAAGGAGACAUUUGGGCCAGAUGCGGUUGAGUUUGUUCCGGAGAGAUGGCUGAAGGGGGAUGCAGCGAGCAUGGAGAGACACAUGUUACAUUUUGGAGGUGGCACCAGGACAUGCAUCGGAAAACACGUUGCCCUCGCAGAGAUCCACAAACUUCUUCCGCAUCUUCUUCUGGAGUUUGACUUGCAGCUGGUGGAUCCCAAGGCGCCCAUCAUCAGCGAUGGGCAGUGGUUUGACAAGCCUUUGAAUAUCAUCGUCAAGGCCCGCCGUCGGAUUCCAGAGCAAGCUUGA
Messenger RNA from Zasmidium cellare ATCC 36951, 1569 nucleotides. RefSeq lists its product as uncharacterized. Gene Ontology annotation, molecular function: oxidoreductase activity, acting on paired donors, with incorporation or reduction of molecular oxygen; monooxygenase activity; iron ion binding. The coding region runs from base 1 to 1569 and encodes 522 amino acids. The record is from RefSeq and is a predicted model, not a curated record. The transcript has 8 exons. Lineage: Eukaryota; Fungi; Ascomycota; Dothideomycetes; Mycosphaerellales; Mycosphaerellaceae.